This is a messenger RNA of Aspergillus calidoustus, 3018 nucleotides long. The record is from the annotation of a GenBank genome assembly. Lineage: Eukaryota; Fungi; Ascomycota; Eurotiomycetes; Eurotiales; Aspergillaceae.
AUGCAGCUGAGGAGGGGUAAAUCUCGUGACUGUCAGCAGUCCACUUCCUCCCAGCUGAGAUCCUCCCAUACCGCGAUCAUCGUUCUGAUCGAUAUCGAAGAGCAGAUGCAGCUCCAAUACUUGAUCACCAGUCCGGAUGGGACGCAGCAUCUGGACCUUGUGGAGGUUGUCGCUGACGUCUCGGUCGCGAUUCGCGCGGCUCUGAAGAAAUCACCGCCACUCUACCGGGGCCUGGGUCCAUCACUUGCCUCUCUAGUGGUUGAGAUAGGGAGCCUCGAUUUUGACCAGCAGUCCGCUACAGCUAGAAAACUACGGCAACAGUUGGUGGCGGUUGCCGACUCUUUGGAUGCCGCCCUCCACAGCGACAAUGUCCGCGCAAAGUAUCACCAGCUCACAGGCAGCAAGACGAAGUCCGGCCUCCGAUUUUCGCUCUUCCAAUCGUGGAUGGCCAACCCACAGAAUGAGUCGUAUGCGGACAAGUGGAAAGAUUUCCCAUAUCCAACUCUCGGAAUGCUAAGCGAACUGGUAGAAAGCCAGGCUCGUGAAGGAUUUCACCUAGGAGACAUUUUGAGUGACGACCGAGUGGUGAUUGAUCGACUGAAGAAACAGGUCAAAGACUGGAAUAGGCUUGUGGACUUAGUGUACGAUGGCGGUCUGGAUGAAAAUGCAGAUAACGCUACCGACCACAACGAACUGACGUCGUUUGUCAAGGAAUCCGCAUUUUGGGGCGAAGACAGCAUCCGGCGCCUUUCCUGCACCUUGCACGACGUGCUGCACUACAACUGGCCUUGCCCUGUUGAGGACCACGAGCAUAACGGGUUGCUAGGGCACUGCAGCAGUGCGAAGCUUCGGUUGGACCCCGGGUGGAGCUGCCGGGGCCUGGAUCCGAGGGACGCCAGCUUUUUUGUUCUGUUAACAGGGUCUGAGAUUAUGCAGGAGUGUCGAGUCUGUCUUGGUUCUCCGUGUACCGUCGGCGAAACAGGCACGCUCGUCUGCCAGGUCAACCACGAAGACUCGCGACUCAUGUGCCUACAGCUAGCGAAAGACGAGAACAACGUAUUGUGGCCGCUGCCGCUUGGACAGCCUCCGGAAGCUCUUCAACCGGAUGAGAGAUAUAUCGAGCAGAGCUUGGGGACCCUGCUUGAUGUUGUCAAGCCAACCUAUGCGGCGAAAAGGGUGUUGGGUGUGAUCCUUGCACGGUCGUUCUUGCAUCUGCUGGGCGGCCCGUGGAUCCCUCGCUCGUUUUGCAUCGAUGACAUCUCGCUGUUCUGCCAUCUCAAGGGGGACAAGCCGUACCCCAUGUUUGACAGGGUCUUCUUGUCGACAAACUUUGCGACAUUUCACCGGUCGGGGGUAGAAGUCAAGCAGCAGCGCAGUUCGUUCAGCGUUCAUCCAUUUCCGCCGAUCCUCGCGCUGGGGAUCAUCUUGACAGAGAUUGAACUAGGGGACGAUCUCACCCAGCUGUACAGUGACCCAGCCGUGGCGAGGUUGAAGAGCCGGCCUUACGAGCUCGCAAAGUGCCUCCUGCGCGAAUGUCAGCGGGGAUUCCACGAGUCGGGACUGCUUCGAGCUGUCAAAUUCUGCAUUGAACGCGAAUCGUUUCUUCGUUUCGCAAACACCAGUAUCGACGCACUGUUCUCGAACCAAGAGUUUGUCAAUGCCUUUUAUCGGGGUGCUGUCCGACCGCUGGAACAGGACCUGGUAGCGGGCGCGAAGUGGACGUGGGAGGAGGUCAAGUGGUUGGAGCGGGCAAAGUUUGACGACGAAGGAGUGUGCAGAAUCAUCACCGACUCGCCGGCAAAGACUCGGAAGGGGACAUUGCUUAAUGGUGAUCAACGGCAGGAGCGACCAACUGCAGGCGUGGCUCCCCACUCACAGGGCUUGUCGAGGCUGACAUCGCUUGCCGAGCAUGAUUCACCUCCUGCCCUCGCGUUUGAACCGCCAUGUUUACCCUCUUCUUGCGUUCAGCCCCUGACCAGCUGGAAUAAAUGCACAGAAUCUGCCCCUCUGCUCUCUGAAACGCCACCUUUACCGUCCAGCAAGGAUGACUUUGAGGUAGCCAUCAUAUGCGCCCUGCCCCUUGAAGCAAACGCCGUCCUCUCUCUCUUCGAUCAUUUAUGGGAUACGGACUCGCCGCUCACCGGCCGAGACGCAGCUGAUCCCAAUUCCUACUCAAUGGGGGUAAUGGAAGGUAGGAACGUUGUCCUCGCACAUCAGCCCGGUAUGGGCAAGGCUACAGCAGCCAGUGUUGCAUCCUUUUGCGCAGCGAGUUUCAGAAACGUAAAGCUUGCGCUUCUCGUUGGUGUGUGCGGAGGCAUCCCGUUGAAGAAGCCCAAGACCGAGAUUCUCCUAGGGGACGUCAUCAUCAGCAGGGCUGUCAUGCAGUACGACUUUGGCCGACAGUUUUCCGAUAAAUUUCGACGAAAAAUCGACAUUGAGAAUUCCCUCGGUCGGCCCAAUGCACGGAUAGCGUCCCUACUUGCGAAACUGGAAACGCAGGUCCAUCGGCGGAAGCUCCAGGAGAAAAUCAGCCAGCAUCUGUCGGGCAUCGAUCAUCUUGUCCGUUAUCCUGGGGAACGGGAAGAUACGCUCUUCCCCCCGGCUUACCGACACAAACACCAACACUUCGCAUCCUGUGAGACCUGCGCGAACUGCACCACCCCUACCGCUUCCACUUGCGAUGCUGCUCUAGAGUCAACCUGCGCCGACCUAGGCUGUGACGAUGCACAACUUGUCCAGCGCACCCGACAAAACAAGAGGCACGCCCCGUCCGUUCACAUUGGCGUCAUCGCUUCCGGCGAUAGUGUCAUCAAAUCUGGGAUCCAUCGCGAUGCGAUCAGCAAGGAAACAGGCGUGAUAGGAUUUGAGAUGGAAGGGGCUGGAGUGUGGGAUACCAUCCCCUGUGUCAUCAUCAAAGGCGUCUGUGACUACGCCGACAGUCACAAGAACAAGCUAUGGCAGGACUAUGCUGCCGCAACAGCUGCUGCCUGUGCCAAAGCUUUUGUACGCCAGUGGUAG